This is a messenger RNA of Aspergillus nidulans FGSC A4, 201 nucleotides long. RefSeq lists its product as uncharacterized. The record is from RefSeq and is a predicted model, not a curated record. The transcript is spliced from 2 exons. Lineage: Eukaryota; Fungi; Ascomycota; Eurotiomycetes; Eurotiales; Aspergillaceae. The coding region runs from base 1 to 201 and encodes 66 amino acids.
AUGACGGAACCGGGAUUAUCUCCUCUUGACGCAAGCCAGAACGAACCGCGUACUGGGUCAGCCAAGGCGACAAUCUCAAGCCAUCACAGUAAACUAUCGAAAACCGCAGUGGUUGGAUGGAAGUACCUUGUGACAGGAAGUGAUUGGUGGGAUAAGAUUGAUGGAGUCGACGCUUUAGCGAUAGAUAGAUUGUUGCAAUGA